UCAUCUCCACCAGAGCCGUUGCCGUUCACCUUACCCAUUGGUGCCAUUAUCUGCCUGCAAACAGAUAUUAAACUCUCCAUUAGGCCUGGCGAUGGCAUCUGAACCUGGUCGUAGCUUCCCACGGCUGCUGCGGUUCAUCGUUCUCUUGCUAGCCGCCCUGCUAGCAGGUUCCCUCUACUACACCCCUUCAUUUCACUGCCCAGCCAAAAGACUACAGCCGGUCCAGACAGACCCCCUUCCUACCCUGGUGCUGGUUUGGCUCUGGCCUUUUAACAAGACGUUUGACCUCAACUUGUGUCAGUCCCGAUUUAACGUAGAGGGCUGUCUGUUAACGGCGGAUCGGAACCUGUACGAUAAAGCCGACGCCGUCCUCGUCCACCACAGGGAUAUUGCUUUGGACUUGUCCAACUUGCCCAAAUCUCCUCGGCCGCCUCACCAGAAGUGGAUCUGGAUGAAUUCCGAGUCGCCGUCCAACACUGAAUGGAUCCCUGGCCUUGACAAUCUGUUCAAUGUCUCGUUAAGCUACCGCAAGGAUGGGGAUAUCAGCUUGCCUUAUGGGCGUGUGAUUCCUCUCGAGAAGGAGCUGGAGGAGGAUUACAAGCCCCCGGAAAAAGACAAAAUUGUGUGCUGGAUCGUUAGUAACUACAAUCCAGACCACAAGCGAACGCAUUACUACCAGGAGCUGCAGAAGUACAUCCAGGUUAACAUCUACGGGGACUACUUUGAGAGGCAUGUUUCCGAGGAGGAAUACCGUGAGAUUGUCGCUAGUUGUAAAUUUUACCUCUCCUUUGAGAACUCCGUGCACAAGGACUACAUUACCGAGAAACUGUUCAACGCUCUUGCUUUGGGAGCCGUGCCAGUGGUCUUCGGCCCUUCAAGGAAGAACUACGAGCGCUUUGUUCCCAGCGAUGCUUUCAUCCAUGUGGAGGACUUCACCUCUAUGCGAGCUUUGGCGAAGCACCUCUACCGUGUGAAUGACAAUGAGGUACUUUACCACAGUUACUUCAGAUGGAGGAGGCAGUUUGAAGCGGUGACUACUUCCUUUCCGGAGGAAAAUGCUUGCCGCUCUUGCGAGUACGUGCAACGAAACAGGGAAUACCAAGUGCUGACAGAUCUCCAUCAGUGGUUCUGGGAUGGUAGUGAAAGACCAGGCAUGCUGUCAUUAAUGUAUAACACUCUUCAAUGACCAAAGACUCUCCAAAGACAGUACACACAUCCAUCAAAAUACUGUUGCAGAAUUCUGAUUCAGAAGAAAGAUUACCAUAACUGUAUCAAGAGUUACCAGAAGAAAAUAAGGAUUAAAAAACUGGUGACACUUUAUUUGGAUGGUCCAUUGUAGAUGCAUCAUUGAUGCUCCAUUGACAAAUCAACUAGCAUUCAUCUGCAUGUCUCUAUUGAGUUUCUAUUAAAUAUAACUCUAAACCUAACUGUAAUCCAAACUUUAAUCUUAAAAUUUUAGUUUAGGUUUAGAUUUAAGAUUUUUGAUAAUCAGUUACAUUGACAGUUGAAUGUUAGAUGAAUGUUAGUUAAGCAUCUAGAAGGCAUCUUCUACCAACCAUCCAAAUAAAGUGAUACCAAAAAAAAUUGAUCUGGACAUGGGUUUCCACACAUGCCAGACAUCUUGACAUUGUAGAGUUGUAGAGGUUUCUAAUGGUGCCCUGCGAUGAUCCAUCCCAUGCAGCUUGACCAUUCUCACACAGUUCCUGCUUUUUUUGCAGCAGCAGAGAUGGACUUUUGAUGGAACAUCCAAUAGCAUCCCGCAAAAUGUAUUCAGGAAUAGGUCUGGUGACGUGGCUGGCCAUGCCUUAACAUUUGUAUUUUCAAGGCUUCAAGCUUUUGAGAUGGCAGCAGUGUGUGGACGAGCAUUGUCCUGCUGGAAUAGUGCACCUAAUUGUGAUUUUGAAAAAAGAAAUGGUAUGGUUGCAGGACCAGUUCACUGGUCUUCAUUACUGGCACUUUGUUGGCCCAGUGUUGCGUUAAUAAGGUCCUGCAAAACCAGUGGCUCUACCUUUUCUGAACAUACAUUCUGCUGCACUAUUUCAACGGGGCAAUGCUCUUAACUGUCCGAUACUUCCUUUCCGGGUGCAACUGUUUGUUUUAAUUAGUGUACAUAUACUUUAUAUGGUCUGACCUACAUUUCACAGGUUUCUUGGGACUCUGUCAGUGGGAGAACAGCUCAGGAACUUUCCUAUUGGAUAAGAGAACUUUGGUCCAGGAUGGUUGCUGUUGCCUAUAUAGGUAAAAGUAAUGUGGGAUAUCCAAAAACAGGAUGUUUCUAGUUUAAUUUAGAAAAAAAUGCCAGGAUUCAAUCUUAUCCAAUACGAUAAAAGCAUAGGAACAUUCCCACUCAACAAGUAAGCUGUGAUCCUAAGUUUGGGUUUGAGUUUGGUAUUUUACUAGCUGAAAUUCUUGGUAAAAUUUCACAAUGCAAGAUAUAUCUCUAUUGCUUAAAGGGUUAAGUCUAAAAUUAAGUCAGGACUAGAAGUGUUUUUUAAUCUUUUGUAUACAUUUGUCUGGUUAAUUUUGGUUUCUGUCGGUAUCACCUAACUGGGCCUUUUCACCCUUUUUUUGACAUUGAUUGGUUUGUAGAAGGACAUGUGUCAGAUGCAGGGUAAGGCAGUAUGUUUUCAACUCAGAGUUCCAUUUCCAGGUGUUGUGCUGAAUUCUGCCUCACUGCCAGAAUCAGAACCCAUGCACAUUCAUCAUUCAGCAAAAUGAUUGUGACCGAUACUUCACAGAUAAGAGUUAAUCUACAGUUACAGUAGAUACAGGAGUCACCAGCGUAAUCUGAUGUACACCUAAUGCUGCAUGACGCACUUGCUUGUUAAAGGGAAAUCAGAUUUUAGCACGACACCUCUGCUUGCUUUACUUUCAUUGUUUCAGUGAUGUUUCCUGAAUUUGGUCCUGAAAAAGUCUGAACCCUUAAGAAACUUGUGUUCACAAUGCAAAUGAACUGAGUCAUGACUCAGAUUAAAACCAGUUUUUUUGUUUGGGACAAGUUUUGGUCGAUUAGCCCUGCAUUUUGGUUGGAACCAAAAAAAAAAGUCUGAAUGAAAGCUUUCCAAGUAUAUCUUAUUGGGAAACCACUUAGAAACAUCCUAAUUUUAAGAUGCUUUUACACCUAAUUUCUCUGUCUGGAUUAUUAUUAUUAUUUUUUUUUUUUUACUUUUUUCGAUUUUGUUUGAUCCAAAGUAGCAGGUGAAAAAGGCGCCAUAAACCAUGAUCUGGACUAAAGGACCAAAUUAUGGCGCAACCAAAAGAAGUGGUGUCAACCUGUUUGGAUUGACCGAACCAUGAUUCAGUUUAUUUGCAGUGUGGACACACUUUUGGACCAAUUACAGAAACAAAGAACAAAAAGGUACAGAAAUAAAAUAAUUCCAAGCCUAAUCAACUAUGAUUGCUAUGGUAUAAUUGGAAAGGCAACUCGCCGAACUAAUAAUAUUCUGCCAACCAAUCCCCUAAAACCCUAAUAAACAUCCCCAUUGGUGUUAAGUUUCCUGGCAAACUGACAAAUGCAAAGGCAAGGUAGGGUUUCUCAAUUAGCUUAAAAGUGAGACAUGUCUAGACCUUGUGAUUAAGUUAAACAUGGGUAAACAUUGUGAGAUACUGUGCAUUGUGAAAUGCAACCACCCUCCUCCUUCCUUUUCCCCUUCCUUGGGGAAAUAAAUCCACCUUAGGGAAAUACCCCUGUGUAAACGGACAGGGGGUUGUUUAGGGGGAUGUGUGGCGUAGAGAUUGUAGCUGCCAUUAAUCACUUAGAAACUGACACAGUCUCCCGGGCUGGAGAUAUUAUGUCCAUUUUCUCCCUCAUCACACGUAAAAUGUUCACUUAUUUAUUUAUUACUGUAAGCGUCUGGGUGUUUUUGCAUCUGUCAGCUGAGAAAUUUGGUGUGAGCUCGCAUGUUUCUGCCAGGUGUGAGAGUCUUGCAUCAGGUUGCCUCCCUGAAAGAUGGAUGCAUGCUGAAUGUUCUUGUUUAGGAGAACGAGUUGAAGAUGAUGAUGAUGAUGAUGAUGAUGAUAACACUUUUUUUUUUUGCUACUGUCUUUUUAAUAGAGCACUGUGUGGGAUGGUCUAUUCUAGCAAACGGAUAUCAGUUUGCAGGAGCCAAACUGGCACAAAUAAAUAACUGCAGAUCAAUAAAUUAAAACAGAAUUGUG
This is a messenger RNA of Astyanax mexicanus (Mexican tetra), 4158 nucleotides long. RefSeq names its product 4-galactosyl-N-acetylglucosaminide 3-alpha-L-fucosyltransferase 9. Gene Ontology annotation, cellular component: membrane. Lineage: Eukaryota; Metazoa; Chordata; Actinopteri; Characiformes; Acestrorhamphidae. Gene Ontology annotation, molecular function: alpha-(1->3)-fucosyltransferase activity. The transcript is spliced from 2 exons. The coding region runs from base 92 to 1186 and encodes 364 amino acids. The record is from RefSeq and is a predicted model, not a curated record.